This is a messenger RNA of Dentiscutata heterogama, 426 nucleotides long. NCBI's taxonomy places the organism in Eukaryota, Fungi, Glomeromycota, Glomeromycetes, Diversisporales, Gigasporaceae. The record is from the annotation of a GenBank genome assembly.
CUCUAUGACUUUGCUGGACAAGGAAAAUUUCCAUUAAAUGUAUUUGCAGAUUUUAGAAUCAUAAAAUCAACUAAAACUUUAUUAUCUAAUACAUUCGAUGAAGAUCCAGAGGCAUUGUACUGUCACAUAGAUUUUGUAUCAGUUCUUGAUACACCUAGCUGGAAAGAAUUUGCACAAUUAAUAGCGCAGAGAGCAUUUGACCAGUACAAAGCAAAACCUCAUUGGGCGAAGGAAUGGGAAUUUAUUCCGAAAGUAGAUUCUUAUCUUGCUAAUGCCUUAUUGGAUCAAAUUAAACAAUUUGAGAAAGUACGUGCAAAAUACGACCCUGAUAAAAUUUUCUUUGAUAAUAAGUCCUUGCAGGAUAUAUUUAUUAUAGCUUUAGGUUCACAAAGUGGUGAAGUCUCAAAUAAAAAGAAAUAUUACUGA